AUGUCUGAGCCUGACCAGUGCAUCAUAUGUUUGGAUCCGCUGCCGCGCCCCUCGUCCUCGUCCGAGAGCCCUCAACCCGCCGUCGACACCGCUACAGCUGCCAUCGCCGAGGCUGUCGAGGGCGAUUCCAGCUAUCUCAACAUAGUGGCGGCUCUCGAUGGCUGUGAUCACAUAAUCCACGAUGCCUGCAUCCGGUCCUGGGCUCAAAAGACCAAUACUUGUCCCAUUUGCCGCAAGCCCUUUCACUCUGUUAGAGUCUACAACGGCCAAGAUGGCAUCGCCAUUUCAACCUACGAAGUCGAAGACAAAAAGCAAGUUGCCGAGUUCGACGUGCAGCAGUGGCUUGGAGAGAACCCAGAUGAAGAAGAAGAAGAAUCCAACCCAUGCCCCAUCUGCAACUCGGCCGAACGAGAGGACAUUCUCCUGCUCUGCGAUGGUUGCGAUGCAGCUUACCAUACGCACUGCAUUGGCCUCGAUUACAUCCCCGAGGGUGACUGGUACUGCAUGGAAUGUGCCCAUUUGUUCGAAAUAACGGACGACCAGCCAGAGCCAGAAGCUGCCUCAGAGACCAUACCACGGCCUCAAACCGCUCGCCGUCCAACCGGUCGAGCAAACCGAGGCUUCAACGUCCGCACCCGCGCUCGUCUCAGACGGGCACGCCGCCAGGCACGCAACAUGGAGUGGCAGGGCGCCUGGGGCCAGUUCUCCGGCCGCUUCUACGAGAUGAGCGAGCUUGAUCUCGAUAACCAUGACGACGAGGACGAAGAUCUUGAGCGUUUCCGCAGGUUUCAGCAGCUGGAUCGACGAGAGCUGCAGCGAUGGCAGCAACGGAUAAGCAUUGCACAGCGGCUUGGUGCGCGGGAAUCCUUUGCGAGCAACAUUCCGCCACAGAUUAGCGAACGCCUCCAGCCCUUACUACCGCCCGUUGAGGAAACGCGGGACGAGAGGCGUGCCUGGGGAGCCCUAGAUCGUGCUCGAGAGGCCGAGAACUCCAGCCCAAGCACCCGCAAACGAAAGGCUCGGUCUGUAACGGGCUCACCCAUUGAGCAACCUGCCCAGGAGCCCGAAAGAAAACUCAAGCGCCCUCGAACCCGACGGCUCCCAACGCACGGGGAAAGCUCUGCAGCAACCAGUGCUCCGGCAGCGGCCGGUCCUCCCAGCAGGGACGAUGCUGAGCCAACUUUGGUCGUCUCUUCCUUGCUCAAAGAGCUGGAACCCAACAUCCACUCGGAAGACGAGGCAUCUGCCACCGCCUCUGGUUGGCGGCCUUUCCACGAGGCGUCAUCCCCAGCUCUCUCUCCAUCUCCAUCCGCAUUCAGCAGCCCACGGGCUCUUUCAUUAACACCACCUCCUUUACCCAAUCUCAAUGGACGGCCAUCCAGCAGCGACCACAGCGACUCCGAAUCGCCGCCAAUAAAGCUUGAACUUCGCCAGCCUCGGCCGCGGCGCGCGCACGAGAUGUCGCCAGAGUCCAGCCCGACACGCGGUGGCGAUGAGAACUCCAUGAGACAUACAAUGACGACCGAGGAAAAGAAGAGCGUCAAUGACAUCGUCCGCAACGCUCUGAGGCCGCACUGGCGGGCUCAGAAGUUGACGGUAGAACAAUAUGCAACAAUCAACCGUGAUAUAUCACGAAAACUUUACGACGAAGUGAAGGACGCGUCCUCACUCGAUGACGAAUCUCGACGACAAACAUGGGAGAAGAGGGUCACCCAAGAAGUGGCCCGGGCAAUCUCCGAACUUCAAGCCUGA
Molecule: messenger RNA, 1752 nt
Organism: Trichoderma breve
Lineage: Eukaryota; Fungi; Ascomycota; Sordariomycetes; Hypocreales; Hypocreaceae
Product: ring finger domain-containing protein
Exons: 5
Coding region: 1-1752 (583 amino acids)
Source: RefSeq, a predicted model, not a curated record